Molecule: messenger RNA, 5537 nt
Organism: Aplysia californica (California sea hare)
Lineage: Eukaryota; Metazoa; Mollusca; Gastropoda; Aplysiida; Aplysiidae
Product: trithorax group protein osa-like
Exons: 2
Coding region: 118-1281 (387 amino acids)
Source: RefSeq, a predicted model, not a curated record
GCUUUGUGUUUUACACAGACUUGUGCGUAUUUAUUAAUUGGAUUUUAAAAAAUAAUUUGUAUUCAGGUAUCUACGUGGUUCGCCAACGCACGACGACGUUUGAAGAAAGAGAACAAAAUGACCUGGUCUCCCAGGAACAAGCCAGGGGAGCAGGAUGACGACGACGAUGAUGACGACAACAGCAAGGAGAAAACAGAGAAUGCAAACAACAGUGAUGACGACAGCGAAAACGGGAAGACAAACAGGGAGGAACAGCACAGCACUGACAGGGAUCCUUCACGGCCCAGUGAAAUCACCGAGCCGUCAACGAGCGCCACCUCCAUGCACGCCGGCCGGAUGUACGACCCCGGCCCCGAGCCCCCACACCCGCCUCACAGCCACCUCCAAGGACCCGCACACAGCAGUGACCUCAGCAUGCCGCGCCGACCUCAGAGCUUCGGGAACCCCCACAUGGCCUCAUCCGGUACCCCUCCGAGUUUCCUCAACAUGCCGGCCCCUUCCCAAGUUCAAGGUUACUCCGGCCCCAGCUCCGGAGCCGUGACGUCACAAAACGGAGCCAUGGUGCCUCCUCACAUGGAGGGUCCCGCCUCGGGAUCUCUCAAGCGGCCGGAUUCUCUGUGCUCCAACAGUAACGACUCCGGUCUAAGUGACGUCAAUUGUACCUACUCUGAGCAGACGCUUGACGGUCUUCGCCCGAAAAUCUGGUCUCUGGCUCAUGUAGCCACGUCGGAACCCGGCUACAUGAACCACGCCGUUACCCCCAGCGGCAACAGCAGCAGCAGCAGCAGCAACAGCAACGUGAACAACAGCCUAUCUCGUAAUCUGAGCUCACACCCAAGAGGACUUAUCGGUGGACCCAUGCCUACAGGAGGCAUGGGUCAAGGUCAUAUGCCCCCAAGCAUGCUGGCAGGCUCUAUGGGUCUCACUGACAAUACUCACCUCUCCUCCGUUCCACCACCACCCUCCUCCUCCACGCCCUCGUCAAUGCCUCCUCUCUCGGGACACAUGUCUCACCAGUGGGGAUCUAUAUUCGGCAGUCACGGGCUAGGAGGAGCUCCGCUUGGUGGCGCUGGGGGCGGCGCUGGUGGAAAGUCCCCGUGUGGACCGGGACCUCUAUUCCCCCCUCAGUCAAUUCCUCCGGGUAUGGGCCCAGGGAUGCCCAACGGUCCGCCUAACACGAUGGCCACCUUACAUUCUUCCUCACCCUCUCCGUCAGCUUAUAAUCAAAAUAUGUCGUCGCCGGCCAGCUACUACCCUAACCAGAAAAUGACAAUGGACUGACCACGAAGUAAGGUCUUUCUGCCUUGACUAUAUUCACUGACUACUCUUCAUGGUUGACUGUCUACAUACAUGUAUCUCAUGACUGUGAGAGAACGCGCUUUCUAUCUCAAUUUAUAUUUCGUACAUGUGCUUCGCUUUUGCACCCACAGUUAACAGGAAGGACGCCGUAAGCAAAAUACUUUUUAUACGUGUAUUUUUGCAGUGCCCAGUUACUGUUUGGUGACUGUUCUCAAAUCAACACCGCCUGUUCUACCUUUCGCCAUGGAGAGAUUCAGAAAGAAUCCUUUUCGUUCGUGUGUUCAUGAAACUUGAUGUAGGUACGGAUUGGUGCUUUGUAUGAUCUGGACUUAGAAAAGUCACGUCUUGUGAUCAUUGGUCAAGAGGUCAUCUUCAUAGAAUGUUCCUCUCGAAUUGGUUCAUGUUCCAGUGGUGACAAGCUUGUGUCGUAAGCAUGAUGGGGUAACUUAUAUUAGAAUAAACCUGUUUGAUUUCGACGCCCAAGUCAGGCCACUCAAAGCAGAAGAUGGUGAAGAGAACGACUGGGGAUAAUUAAGAGGCCGUUUAGAUGUGCAGUGUUGACAGUGGGUUAAGGUUUAUAGUACUAAAUUCCAAUACGGAUGGAAGAAAAGUACGUUUAAAUUGUCCAAGUCGGCCAUCCAUUGAAGAGGAGAAAGAAGUUGUUUUAAACAGGUGUACAUAAUGAACAGUGUAAUUAUAAUGUUCUAAAACGCAAGGGGGAAAUUGGGAGGAGCUCGUUUGUGCACGAAAUUUUCUUUGACAAGUGUUAGUUAGAGCAGAUUCAAUUGCACUUCUCUCUAAAUAACUACAACAACCCCUUUCGGAAAUAACAUUCCAGCAAGCAAUGGCAAAGAAAAACUGGCAGCAUCCUCAACUAAUUCAGCAGUGUUGCAUGGGGAAACAUGUGACUUUAAUGAAAAGUGUCUUGGCAAUUCUGUACCUCAAACAAUAGUUAACACUUGAUCUGUGUGCGUCGAGAUUGCUUUAGAUGAAGCGGUAGAAUUUAAGGAUAACUUUGGAAGACGUGGUAAAAUCUAAACAUAGCUUUGAAUGACGGGGUAGCGAAACAUACCUUUGGAUAACAUGGUAGAAUCUACACAUAGUUUUGGGUGACGUGGUCCUGUUGGUGGAGAAUGUACUGAGAUCCAUGCACUCACACCUGAGGCUGAAGAAAAGGGUCAUAGUUUACUUUCGUUAGAUUUUCACAUGGAAACAUGUUGUUAAAGAGAGGUCGAGAGAAGAAUAGAAUAAAAACCUUCAGUAUGAAAAGAAGGGCGGCAGAAACCCGCAAUUACCUCAGGAAAAGUAUGAAACGCGAUCAUGUACCACCGCUUAGGUCAGACUAAAACUAUCAAGUAUACAGCUACUGGGAUAGCAAGUUCGUCAUUAUAUCGAUCUUGAACAGUUUCGGGGUUUGUCAGAACACCGUAUGUUUUUUAUGUGGAAGCGAUUAAAUAUUCGUCUGUGGACGAGAUAAAUACUUAUCUCGUAUUGUAUGCCCUUUUCCAUAGUAUACACUCACAUUGUUAUUUUGUGGAGUAGGUCCCACACAAUAGUCAUCUCACCAUACAGAGUCAAAAGUAAUUAAUAAGGGCAAAGUUUAGAGAACGUCUUUCACUUAACUCAGUGCGCAUAUCAAAGGACCAGCAUUCUUAGUAUGUGACAUUUUUGGUCUGUGCUAUAUAUAAAUCCCUCCAUCGUUACUGACCAAAAAACUGUCUCACGAUACAGGACAAAACAAUUUUAUUCAAACUAUAUUAUACUAAGCCUAAUUGGGUACUAAUUUAACACGCUUUAGAUAAAUCAUGGGAUGUCGGGGGGGGAGGGGGGGUUACCCCCAUCAAACCCCGAGACGAAAAAACAACAACUUUUGAGGAGUUUUAGAGGAGUGGAGGAGGGGGGCAUCUGUUUUUACCUCAAACUUGAUGUUUUGCAAUAAGGUUUGAAAUUAUUUUGAAAACGAUUGAUCCGGGACAAUAACAUGUGUGAGUUGCAACUAAAAAAAUACAGUCCGUUUGACCCCCCAAAACAGUGCGUCGGUGUAGGGGAGUGAAAGUAAAAAUGUACCGUCUGCUUUUGUUCCCAAUUGCUUUUGCAGGGGAGGGACAAAGGAACGGCGGAAUUAGGUGCAGGCCUUCAUGCGCAGACGAUGAGUUUUCGUCGAGGACGUUCUCUUGACUUCUACCUUAAUACGAUCCAUAUGUUCAGAUAGACGGACAUAAUGUACCAAAUUCAUAACUAACAAGUAAUUAUUAAUCUCUGCUUGUUAACAACGGCUGGAAAGCAUUUGUUUUGUCAUAAUAUAAUAGUCAAAAGCAGACGCGGUACUGUUGGUUUAGAGAACUGACCUUAGAAGAAGAGAAAACAGGUUAAGAGUGUGGGGGGUAUGGGGCUACGUGCCAGAAUUUGAGUUCUACGAAUGAUUGGUGUUGAAACAUUAGCAUCUGUUUUCACAGUUUUUCAGAAUUUCCAAUAAGCCCUGUGGCCUUUUCUGAAAGGACAAUGCUCCUGUGCUCCGCAGAUGUUUGAGGACUGUAGACGUAGGUAGUAACGUUCACCUUUGUUAACACUUUUCUUCAUAAAUUAUCGAAACUGUGUCUAUGGGGGCGGAAAGCGACCGACUUUUCAAAACAGUUAUCUCAAAAAAUGUAAAAUUUACUAAUAGAACAUUAUGUCACCAGGAAUGCUUGUAGUCUUGUAUGGGGCCAAUAUGGCAUAGUGCAAUUUGUUUAAAUGUAUGUAGUAAUUUUAACUAUGUAUAAGGCCUUUUUCGACCUUUCCAGAAAACAUAUUAUUUUACUCUGUCAUUAUGCCACUUAAAAAGGACUCUAAGGGUUAAAUGUUACGAUAUAAACUACAUUAUAUGUUAAAACUGGCUUGACAUAGGAGUGCUCGUCAGACAUUUAGCGAUUUCAACAUGUGUGCCUAUCACUAUUAGAAUAAUAAUGGUCUGACACCAGCGAGAAGCUUUGAGUAAAAGUUUCGUAAGAAUUAGAGCUAUGACCUAAAUGUCCAUUUCAACUGUCAGAAUAAUAUUUCAAAAGAACCGUUUCUGAGGUUGGAUCUUUGUGUGAUCAAGAGAUGUGACAACUGAAGUCCAUUGUAGUAAUAAGUCUGUUUGCACAAGAAGUAGAGAUAGACACUCGAAUUUUCAAGGGCACAUUAUAAUAUGGGACAACUCCAAGUUCAAGCCUCGGUUCGGACACGGAUUUUUUUCGCCCCCUCCUGCCCACCCAGCAGUAAUGGAUACCUUACUCCGAGUAGGAGAAGUAAAGAUGGUGUGGAAAGAAACUGGCCACCCUACCACAAUAUGCCGAAGGCCCAGGAAGCUUUCUCACUAACAAGGCAAACCCUCAUUGUCCGAAUCGGAUGCGAGAAAAACUUUACUUUACCCAAAGCCGUCACCGUCUCCAUGACUGAUGCGAUUGCUUGCCAAUUUCGUGCUAAUGAAGGGUGUAAAAUAUCAGCUCACUAAAGCCUUAUUUGACAACUUUUAUACUCUAGAUUUUAGCCCCCCUCCUCCCCCUUCCUCUUCCAUUAGCUUUGAAAUUGUACUGUCAACUAUUCUCUUUUCUUUGUAAACGUAUUCAAACGAUGCUUUCAUGCAGGGUAGGCCAAAUUCAUCCUUACACAAACAACGCCUCUAGAUUUUCAGUAUCGCUUUCACGUAAAUUGUAAAAAAGAACGUAUUAUGUAAGAGACUUUACAUUUACAAUGUACAAUUUCUGUUCACUGUGUAAAUAGUUGUACUUUCCCGUGAGAGCGCACACGACAAUGUUAUGCUUGACCCACCAUUGUUGCUGACGUUGCCAUACUAUCUAUCAAAUUGCAAAUCGAACAAAUGAAACUGAAUCAAAAGCUGAAUGUAGGCGAACCUUAUACGAUUAAUCUGAUUAAUUCUGAUUGCAGUUGAAAAAAUCUGUGUUUACAAUAAUAUUAUAUUUCUGCCAUUCAUUGUUUUUAAUACUGAUGUAUUUCUUUUCACGAUUGGAAAAUGAUUUUUUAUUUGGUCAUCGUAUUAUCUACUUUGAUGAAAUUGUAUAACCCGCUUGACUGAUUCUGCUCAUUUUCCCUCUUCGGUCGGAAUCAUAUUAUUGUCUGCAUCAGAUCUGAAGCCCGGUCUUUGGGCAAAGGCAGUUGUCAUUUCCAGGUCUUUUUUCUUCUCUUUUUUAGGGAGGAGGGGGGUGUUUACCCAAAUUCUACACCUUAAGACAAGUAACACUGGGAGUUGCGGGGUU